This is a messenger RNA of Andrographis paniculata, 1337 nucleotides long. Its product is annotated as rhodanese-like domain-containing protein 4A, chloroplastic. The record is from RefSeq and is a predicted model, not a curated record. The transcript is spliced from 4 exons. Lineage: Eukaryota; Viridiplantae; Streptophyta; Magnoliopsida; Lamiales; Acanthaceae. Bases 70 to 1149 code for a protein of 359 amino acids.
CCAUGAUCAUCAUGUUAUCUUCCCUCUCCCCUUCAAUCCAUUUGCCUUUGUUUUGUCUUCUCGUUCAGGAUGGAUAUUUUUUCAAGAUGCCUUUUAUCUUCUCCUCCAUUAAAAUUCCCUUCGAAAACCCUUAAAUCAGCUAAGAAAUCACAUAUAUUCCUCUCAAAUUACACCCCCAUUUGCUCUUCUAAACUUCUUUCCUUCAAUUCCCUUACCUCUGAAACCCGAAACUCAACUCUCCAAAAUGAUACUGAUUCAAGAACCACACAUCUCUAUUUUGUUCAAUUCCAUCGAUUGUUUAUCAAGAAUCAGUUUCCUCUACUGUUUGUUGGACUAUCUUCCCCCCUCUCUUGCUUGGCUUCUGAAACUGGUGAUCUUCCCCCCGAAGAAGUGUCCAACAAAAUUAACUUGGAAUCCGUUUUGGUUUCCAUUGAUAACUUCUUCAAUAGGUACCCUUUCUUUGUUGCCACAGUGGCCUUCAUUUGGCUUGUUGCAAUCCCUUUGAUUGAAGAGUACUUGCAGAAGUAUAAAUAUGUAUCCGCCAUUAAUGCGUUCAACAAGCUGAAGGAUGAUGCCAAUUGCCAGUUGUUGGACAUCAGGGAAAGUAAGAGUGUGGCUUCUUUGGGCUCACCGAAUUUGAAAAGGUUGAAUAAGAGUGCUGUGCAGGUGGAAUUCCGAGAAGGGGAUGAAGAAGGUUUUGUGAGGAGGGUACUGGAGAAUUUCGGGGAUCCAGCUGACACUUGUGUUUGUGUUCUCGACGAUUUUGAUGGUAAUUCUUUGAAAGUAGCUGAGCUGUUGGUGAAAAAUGGUUUCGAAGAGGCUUAUGCUGUCCGGGGAGGGAUCAGGGGAAAGAAGGGAUGGCAGGAGAUACAAGAGACACUUCUACCCCUAUAUGUACAUGUCUUCCCAAAGAAGAAGCUGAAACAUGUCAAUAAAAAUGGUGGGAUGAUCCUAACGGACAGCAGCACCGAUGGCGAUGGCGAUGGCAUUUCCUCCUCGACUAGAGAUUCUGAUUCGAGCAUCGCCAACAAAGAAUUCGCAAAUGAAAAUUUGAGUGCGGGCGGUGGCCAAAGGCCGCUGUCUCCAUAUCCAAAUUACCCGGAUUGGAGACCUCCAUCUUCCCCAACUCCGUCAAAGCCUUGUUGUUGACAAGACUCACUGACCAAGAAGCUUCAGCUCUCAGCUCACCAGCAGUAAGCAUCAAUUAGCUUCAACAUUACCUUUAUCUAUUUAUUUAUUAUUCAAAACUUAUGAUUUAAUUAUGAAAUGCUGCUUGCCUUGCUACAUCUCAAUUUCAGAAUAAUUAAACCUAAAUUAUGAGAAUUAUCUAUCUGACA